Acanthocheilonema viteae is the source of this 1029-nucleotide messenger RNA. NCBI's taxonomy places the organism in Eukaryota, Metazoa, Nematoda, Chromadorea, Rhabditida, Onchocercidae. The record is from the annotation of a GenBank genome assembly.
AUGAUGAAAAUUUCACUGAUAAUUACAUUAUUGUUAUCACUGUCAACCGUUUGCACAAUAUUGGACACUUCACGAGCCAUAUUUUGGUUGACUAGUAAAUUGGAAAAUAUCGAAUGGCGAAAAGGUUGCUUAACAACAGCUGGCUGUGCACAGCCACGAUUUCAACUAGCACUUUUAAAUGUUAUCACUAAUGAAAAAUUAUCGAAAAGCUGGCUUAUUACACCAAAACUUAUGCAGGAAAGGCAACGUAUAUACGUUACACAUUGGAGUGACGGCAAUCCGAGUGAUAUUCAAAUUUCGUGUGAAGUUAUAGGUGUGGAUCCAACUUAUGGAUUUCCAAGAAUUUGCGACUCGUCCACUUCAGUCAACAUUUAUGAAAAUGAAGAGAAGAAAAGAUUGCAAGAAAGAUCUGACAUAAUAUCAUCAGACAUUGAUGGCAAAAUUUUCAUCAAAUUAACUGCUCGAUGUUUCAAUAGUUCAAUAAUUAUUGAAAAACAUGAAGAACGUUGUCCCUGGUGCAUUGAAUAUAGUGAUGAUACUGUGAUCAAUCAACAGUAUCCGGAAGAUUUGAAAUCCGGUUUUGUACAAUUUGUUGGAAAUGAAAGUCAUCUGAAUAUCCUAUUGACAGCAUUUGCAUUGACAACAGCAUUGAGUAGCGCACUUUGUGCAUUCACCCUUUAUCUUUAUAUUCGACAGAAGAAAAGUCGAGAUUUAUCAGCCAGAAAGUGUCAACCACGCGGUGAAAUAGGCGCACCGCAUAUAAUGCAUAUUGAAUCACCUAAUGGUUUAGCUGAAAAUACCAGGUAUGACAUCCCAUGGGAUCGUAAGUAUCGUCCGUUACCGCGAUGGACAAGCUCCAGAAGUAAUUCCAGCGGUGCAUCACCGCCGGACACGUCUUCCACAUUUACCACAUCAUCGCAACAUUCAAAACCAACGAAAGUUAUCGUUGGAAGUAUGUUGCAUCAAAUAGAUUCGCCAAAUUCGUCCAUUUACGAAAGGCCUGAAGAAAGCAGUUUGGGAUGUGUGUGA